AUGGCGACCGAGGUCACCUUCGCCAAGACCUUUCUCUCCCUGCUCGACUCCAAACCUCCCAAGAUCUCUUCCGACCAUGUCGAAGACCCGCGGAGCUACCCAGGCAGCAUACCGUACACAAUCCCGAAACACCCCUCCUGCAAACCCUUCUCCAAACUCUCCUCCUCGGCUCGCUCCUCCGCUACAUCCGCCGGCGCCGGCGCCGCCGCGGCAACCACAGGACCCAUACUAACGGUGAUCCUCCGCUCCCCGCGCAACCCGGCCUUCGACCUGACGCUGCCCGCGCAAGCUCCGUCCACGUCGCUGGCCGAGAUCAAGGAGCGGGUGGUGCAGGAGACGGGGAUCGAGUUCGGCAGGAUCAAGCUGCUGUUAAACAAGAAGCCCGUCGCGGAUAGCAAGGCGCUCAAGGACCUUCUUCCCGGGGCGGGAGUCGAAGGAAAUGAAGCAGGAGCGGCGGCAGCGGUGGAGCUUGGGGUUAUGGUCCUCGGUGGGGCGAGCGUGACGCUCAAGAAGAAGGAUGAGCCCGCAGGGAAUGGACAAGGCCAAGGGCAGGAGGCAAGGGCGGGUACUACUAGUGCGAGUGCGUCGGUUGCACAGGGGUUGAGUGGCACGGGUGUACUGGAGACGGGGCAGUUUUGGGAUGAUCUGAAGGGGUUCUUGCAGCAGCGGGUACGGGAUGAGGGCGUUGCUGGGGAGGCUUUGAGGGUGUUUCAGGCUGCUUGGGAGGGGAGGUCAUGA
Chaetomium strumarium is the source of this 738-nucleotide messenger RNA. RefSeq names its product cell-cycle control medial ring component. The coding region runs from base 1 to 738 and encodes 245 amino acids. Gene Ontology annotation, molecular function: protein binding. The record is from RefSeq and is a predicted model, not a curated record. The transcript has 2 exons. NCBI's taxonomy places the organism in Eukaryota, Fungi, Ascomycota, Sordariomycetes, Sordariales, Chaetomiaceae.